GCCGGCAGCCGGCCGGAGAUGCCCCGGGAGCCCAGGCCGGGACGGGAGCAGAGGCACCGGCGGGGAUGGAGGCGCCCGGCUGCUGGGGGCUGCUGCUGGCCCUGGGGCUGCUGCGGGGGGCGGCGGCCACCGCCGCGACUGAGGCGCCCCCGGCCCACGUCCUGUCCCGUGUGCUGUUCUGCCAGCCGGACCGCCCCUCGCAGGGCCUGGCCGACACCUUCGACGGGGACCAGCUCUUCUCCUUCGACUUCCCGGGGGCGCGCUGGGAGCCCCGGCUGCCCGACUUCCAGCCCUGGGUGGGCGCCCAGGAGAGCACGGAGCAGAUCCGCAACGACUCCCGACUCUGCCAGCACCUGCUUUUGGUACUCACCAACGUCACCACGGGCUUCCUGCCCGAGGCCAGAGGUACCCGGCCCUCGGUGCCCGCGUCUGCCCAGCCCCGCGGCCCCUCCCCACGGCACCCCCAGCGAUCCCUGACACUGCCCUGCCCGAGGCCAGAGGUACCCGGCCCUCGGUGCCCGCGUCUGCCCAGCCCCGCGGCCCCUCCCCACGGCACCCCCAGCGAUCCCUGACACUGCCCUGCCCCU
Messenger RNA from Chelonia mydas (Green sea turtle), 587 nucleotides. Its product is annotated as class II histocompatibility antigen, M alpha chain. Gene Ontology annotation, biological process: antigen processing and presentation; immune response. The record is from RefSeq and is a predicted model, not a curated record. Gene Ontology annotation, cellular component: membrane; MHC class II protein complex. The transcript has 2 exons. The coding region runs from base 66 to 572 and encodes 168 amino acids. Lineage: Eukaryota; Metazoa; Chordata; Testudines; Cheloniidae.